AUGAACUGGGACCAUCUGGCUGAGGAGUCGUCCCAGAAGUUGUUUGCAAGUUGGCUCCAACUCCUGUCACCCGCCGUACCACUGACACUUGCGGGUCAACACCGCCCUGGCCAUCAAGCCAUCAAAGCUUCAAGUUUCACCACUGGUGCUUUUAACAUAUGCUGUACUGUUACAUUUGAAGAUGAGUUCCGCGUGGUUGUUCGAUUUCCUAUUCUAGGUCGAAGCCGGUUUCGCACAGAAAAGACUCGGGAUGAGGUUUCAGUGAUGAAUUUUCUCUCAAGACGAACGCGGGUUCCUGUUCCUAUCGUUCUUGGUGCAGGUCGCUGGGGAUGCGGCCCUUAUGUUGUCACAACAUUUAUUGAGGGCACUUUGCUGUCCAAACAGCUUAAGUGCCCUUCUGUGGGCUUAAGUGACCUGGAAAGAGCGUACCAGGGAAUGGCCGAAGUCAUGCUAGAGCUCUCGAAACCCACCUUCCCAAGCAUUGGGGCUCUGGAAUUCGAAUCGGGGAAAUGGCAAGUGACCAAGAGGCCAAUGACUCUCAGCAUGAACGAACUUGUGCGUGUUGGAAACCUUCCCCCAGCUAUAUUUACAAGGAAGAUUUUUCCAACGGCUGCUGAAUACUUUGAGGAACUUGCUACCCAGCAGCUCCUCCAUGUACAAUAUCAGCGCAAUGAUGCCGUGGAAAACGAACAUGAUGCUCGGAAAAAGUAUAUAGCGCGCUGUCUUUUCCGAAAAAUAGCACGGGAUAUUCAAUGGGAACCGGGUCCCUUCCACCUAUGGUGUGAUGACUUUUGUCCAUCAAAUGUACUUGUCUCUGAGUCUGAUCUUACCAUCACUGGCGUUAUUGACUGGGAAUUUACUUAUGUUGCACCCACUGAAUUUACCUGCACUGCGCCGUGGUGGCUCCUGUUUGAAAGGCCAGAAGCCUGGGGGUCAGAUCUGAAUGACUUUUUGGCCAGGUACACACCAAGGCUCCAAUUUUUCCUCAAGAUCCUUCGGGCUUGUGAGGACAGGCAGGUGCGGAAUGGGACCUUGACGGAUUCACAGCGCCUAUCAGAUCGGAUGGCACGCUCUCUGGACUGUGGGCUCUUUUGGUUUUGUCUUGCUACACGAAGGAGCUUCAUGUUUGAUGAUAUUUAUUGGACAUUCCUUGAUGAGAAGCACUUUGGUCGUCUGAAUUCUCUAGAUGACAGACUCUCUCUUCUCUCUCAGGACGAGCUGGAUGGGCUGGAUGGGUUUGUUCGGAUGAAGAUGCAGCAAGUUGAAGAAAAGCGCUUGGACGAACAUCUGACCUUUGAUGAACUUGUUGACCUUUAA
This is a messenger RNA of Histoplasma capsulatum G186AR, 1317 nucleotides long. RefSeq names its product phosphotransferase enzyme family protein. The record is from RefSeq and is a predicted model, not a curated record. Lineage: Eukaryota; Fungi; Ascomycota; Eurotiomycetes; Onygenales; Ajellomycetaceae. The coding region runs from base 1 to 1317 and encodes 438 amino acids. The transcript has a single exon.